UCCCCUCACUUUCUUUCUUUUUUCUUUCCUUCUCUCUCUCCGUCCAUUCCUCCUCCCUCUGUUUCUGAUGGUCAGUCAAUGAGAGCUUCACAGAGAAACACAGAGACUUCUGGACCAACUGUGAGACUGAGGGGAGAGACAGAAAGUCAUCACAGGGGUAAAAUCCCUGAAGGAGAGGUGGGAGGAAAAAACAACCAGCAAACGCCUGACUGAAACAAAGAGACAACAGCUGACAGAGAUCCAUUUAACCUCCAGGGAAAGUGCUACUAAUUGAAUCUAAAAAUCUUGGAAACAAUCAGCUUCAGUCCUCUCAAACAAACUGCUUAAAUCAGCUCAGAUUUCCUGAGCACGCCAACAGUUGCUUUUGUUUUCCUAAACAACCUGAGGGAGGAUCUUCACAGUUUUCCUCCUGUGCAUCAGCUCCAUCCUCAGCAAUGCUUCCCACCUUCCCUUCCCUCCUCCUCCUCCUCUUGGCUGGUCCUGCCCUCCUGACUUCAACCUCCCAGCAGUUACAGGUCAGGGGUCAAAGGACACCAAGGGAUACCAAGGAGGAUGCGAUCAAGGUAGUGAUCUCUGAGGGCUGCACCACUCACGGUGAAUCAUCUGAUGUGAGCCAAGGAGGUAAAGAAAUCGACCUCGUCCCUGGUUCUCCUCUGGUCCUGACCCAUAAGAUCAAACUGGUUCCAUCAGGUUCAGGGUUUGGGUCUAGGCCUGGGUCAUGUGGCUGCGAGGCGGACUUUGCUGCCCUGCGGGAGCGUCUGGAGAGGCUGGAGAGGGAGGUGUCGUCUCUCAGGGAGAAAUGUGGAGGAGCUGAAGGAGGCUGCUGCACCUCCAAGGAGAGCAAAGGUGCAGGGUGCUCCAUUAAGCCAAAAAUUGACGAAUGUCCCAAUGAGUGCAGUGACCAGGGUCGCUGCGUGGAUGGCAAGUGCGUUUGCUUCCCUGGUUUCAGUGGGCUGGACUGCAGUGACUCCAACUGUCCAGGAAACUGCAACAACAACGGGAAGUGUGUGAAUGGACAGUGUGUGUGCGAUCCUGGCUUCACCGGUCCCAAAUGCUUGCAGAGAAGCUGCCCUGACAACUGCAACAACCAGGGCAGAUGUGUAAAUGGUAAAUGUGUGUGUGACAGUGGUUUCACAGGACCCAGUUGCUCAGACAAAUCCUGUCCUGGAAACUGCAACAACAAAGGGCGCUGCGUCAACGGACAGUGUGUGUGUAAUCCUGGAUUCACCAGUCCGGACUGCUCAAAGAAAGCCUGUCCUAACAACUGCAACGACCGUGGAAGAUGUGUGAAUGGCAAAUGUGUAUGCAACAGCGGCUUCACCGGUGCUGACUGCUCUGAAAUCUCCUGCCCCGGUAACUGCAACAACAAGGGGCGCUGUGUUAACGGACAGUGUGUUUGUGAUGAUGGAUUCACCGGCUCGGACUGCUCUGAAAGAACGUGCCCUAAUGACUGCAACAACCGUGGCAGAUGUGUGAAUGGUAAAUGUGUGUGUGACAGUGGCUUCACCGGUGACGACUGCUCUGAGAAAUCCUGCCCAGGUAACUGCAACAACAAGGGGCGCUGUGUUAACGGACAAUGCGUUUGCGAUGACGGUUUCGCUGGCCAGGACUGCUCCGAAAAGGCUUGUCCUAACAAGUGCAGCAACCGUGGGAAGUGCGUGAAUGGGAAGUGUGUUUGCGAUGUGGGCUUUGCUGGACCAGACUGUGCCGCCAAAGCUUGUCCCAAUAACUGCAACAACAAAGGACGGUGUGUCAAAGGGAAGUGUGUCUGCCGGCGUGGGUUCACCGGACCAGACUGCAGCCAGUGUGAGGAGGGGAUGACCGGACCCAACUGUGAUACCGUCAUGUCAGGGGUUUCCCAGCUGAGCACCAAAGCGAUCACAGACACAUCCGUCACUCUGCUCUGGACCCCACCUCCCAUCCAGUAUGAUGCCUACCACAUCACCUUUACCAGCCAGAAGGAGAGUGACCAGCAGAUAACCGUGCAGGUGGAGGGCAGCCUGACAACCUUCACCCAGACAGGCCUGGCAGCCGGUCAGGAGUACACCGUCAGCAUCACCGGAGAGAUCAACGGCAGGAGGGGAGCCAAGAGCUCGACCGAAUUCACAACCCUCAUCUCUGGUCCCACAAAACUCCAAAUUGUCAAGACGACCUCCACGUCUGCGGUGGUCCAAUGGGAACAGUCACAGGGUGAGAUUGACAGGUACCGUAUGACCGUGUCGCCCAAUGACGGAGCAGGGAGGAGUCAAGAAAUGACCUUUCCACCUGGCAGAGACUCCGCCCACAUCCAGCAGCUGGAGGCAGGGCAUUUGUAUGACAUCAUACUUGUGGCAGAAAAAGGCUCGAGUCAGAGUGAACCAGCAACCACUCAGACAAUUCCUGGGAAUACAUUACCGAAGGUUACCAUGGCAGCUGUGACCACACAGGUCACACCAGCACCAGGACAAGAACUUGGCGACAGAGACAAAGAGUUGAACCCUGAGAGGCAAGUCUUUGACCAACAGGGGAGGAAGGAGGAUGGGAGCGAGGCUGACUCUGUGAAAGUCAGAGGUGUCCCUGGUCAUAACAAAGACCCCUCAGCCACUGUGAUUGCCAAAACUAAACCUCUGGUGAGCAGAAAAGAUGGCGCCAAGCUCAAACUCGCUGAAAGGCCUGUAUUUUCCAGGAAGCCAAAUGCCCCGAACUUUUCACGUUUCAACGCAACCAGAGUUGUGCCUGGAGGUAGAAAAGUUGGCCCUAGCACAAAGACCCCAUUAUGGGAGAAGAAGGCGCCGUUUGCAGCCAAAAAACCUAAACCAGGUACUCCCACUGUAGGAGACAGGACACAGGAGGAGACAGCUUUGACUAUGAGAGACCCAAGUGUAGAGGCAUCGAGUACUGAGAGGAGGGAAGACAAAAAUCCACCUAUAAUGUCUUGGACUGAUUCAGGAACCAACACGGAAGAUCUAACUGUUCCUGUUGGCUCAAAAAAUCCACCAGAUGUUGGCACAGCAGUCCAGGGAAGCAACGCUGAUCCAGGGUCUUUAGGGGCAACUGGGGCUGGUCAAAGCCACGAGAAGAAGUGUAUGAAUAAAAUUAAAGUGACACACAUCAGAUUACCCCAUAAGACAGACAGAGGCAGCGGGUGUAGAGGGGAUGGAACAGUGCUGGAAGGAAAAACUACGUCAGACUCACAUCAGGGCUCCUCUGAAACAGAUGAUACGCCACUGAAAAAUAAUUUUGAUUUGAAGCCGUUGUCCACAGAGACUGAGCUCAAUUAUUCACCAGAUCCUUUACAUAAACUCCUCACAGACACUUUUGACAGUUUGAAUAUCACAACAUUUUCUGUUCACCUGUCCAAACCUGCAGACCUUUCUGAUGAUGCAGCAACAGUGAGGAAGCAGAUUUUAGGAGGACUGAAGCCACUGUCAUCAUUCUCUUCAUCUCCAUCAGCCUCAUCACCCUCACAAUCAUCAUCAUCACCACAUUCAUCAGUCUCAAAAUCAUCAUCACAUCCAUCAACCUCACAAUCAUCCUCUUCAUCUGUAGAAUCAACAUCACUCACUUCAUCUUCAACAUCAUCACCAUCACCUUCAUCAUCAUCCUCUUCCAAUUCAGAAAUAUCAGAUCCAGUUGAAAGCAAUGAAGCAGAUGUUGCUACUGACAAAAGUACCAAAAGUACCACUGAUGCUGUAUCACCAGAAGAUCCAAAAGUACCUUUCAGAGUAGGAAGCAUACCUAUUUUCCGUCGCACACCUCCAAAAGGUGGAUUCAUGCGUCGCCCACAACCAAACAUGGGACCCUCUCAGAAUCGAACCCGUCCAAAUUUAAAAGUUCCUUACCAUUCUUCUUCACCUUUAAACCUCAUCCCUACUAGAGAGACAGAGACGACACAUACCCCCACAAGUGAGUUAUCAUUGUCGCCGUCUUCAUCUGCUUCAGAAGAAUCAUCUGCAGUUGAGGUAAAUGCACCAGUGAGUGAUACGAGUGCAGACAAAGAUAAAGCAACUACCAUUAUAUCCUCUGGAGCUGAACAAAAUCAGAAAAAAACACCAACAGAAGGAGGAAGACUCCCAGUUCGUCGUCUUCCUCCAAAAGGGGGAUACCUGCAUCGCCCCCUUUCAAACGUGGGACCUUUUCAGAACCAAACUCGCCCAAACACGAGAGUCCGGGCCCGUCCUUUUCGACCUAUAAAUCCUGCAAAGGAGAUCAACACUGAGCCAAUUUCUUCCACUGAAUCACCAGCCUCUUCAUCACAUCCUUCCAGUCCCAAAGAAAAAUCCUAUCCAGCUGAAGGUACAGGGACAGGAGUAGAGGACACUGAAGGCAGAGUUAGGGCAAGCUUGCCCACCAAGCUCAGUCAGACUAGAACUAAUGGAGUCCCUUCUUCUGAUCACCCAACCUCCAAAGUUAGUUUCUCACGUCGCCCUAAUCUGUAUGUUGGGCCUUUCCGAAACAGAACCCGUACAAACCUGAGACCACCUCAACCUCCACAUAGAAGUCCAAUGAGUAAGCAUUUCCCCAAAAGAAAGCCAAAUGGAAGCAGCAGCAUUGCAGUUGGAAGUCAAGCUAUCCAAUCAGAAAAGAAGAAUACCACUGAAUUCCCAGAUAACCAAUCUGGACAGCAGGGUUACAACAACCCUACCCAAGAAGUCCAAAUUAGACAAUUUGGAGAUCAAGACACUGCAGGGGAAAUCCACAUGGGUGGCCAUGACACUACCGUCAGACCACAGACCAACCAGUUAGAAAAGGGGGACAAUGAUCUGAUUCAAACCAGCCAAUCUGGGGAAGAAGAAACUCAGACCCCAGAAUCUAACUCUGACUCUGGUAUUCAUAAAGAGCGAGUCAAUGCAGCCAAAACUACUGGCACUACAAUUCAAGGAAGACCAAUAAUCAAACAAACUUCCUCUGAUUCAAGAGCCUCAAGACCAGUCACACUUCCAAAGAGACAACCACCAACUAGAAGAAUAACAACCAAGAUGAGAAAUAUCGGUGGGAGCCAAAGGGGAGAGGAUCCAAAAACAAAUCAUACUGCAAAACUGGAGUUUGACAGUAAAACUGACCAAACAACAGGCAGUAAUUCCAAAUCUCCAACGGGAUCAGAUGUUUCUUCAUCUGGAGUCACAAGGGAACCUCUGAACCAUGUGAGGGUGACGGACCAGACCUCAGACAGAUUUACAGUCAUAUGGGAUGCACCUGAGGGGAAGUAUAAAAACUUUGUUGUGACCAAGAAAGAAGCUGGAAAAGAUGAAGAGCCAAAGGAGAAGGAAAGCAGGAAAAAGCAGGAACAAGAAGACUCUGAGAAAGAAGAUGGCAAGGAAGACAAGGAAAGGACAAAUAAACCAACAAAAGAAACAGAAGCUGAUAACAGAAACACUGAAGAGGAAAACAGAGUAUCUGAAAGUGUCAGCACACAGGUACCAACCAUCCAAAACAUCAAAGGAGUCAAACCUGCAACAGAAAGUGACGAAACCUUCAAAAAAGUUCUUCCCGGUUCAGCUCGCUCCUUCCAGUUUGAGGAUCUGUCUCCGCAGACCGAGUACACUGUGACCUUACUUGGAAAGGGUCCUGGCCUUCUGUCCAGACUGCACAAGCUUGUCAUCAGUACAGGCCCAGAGCCUCCAUCCAACAUAAUCUUCAGUAAAGUGACAGAGAACUCUCUGACGGUGUCCUGGACCAAACCCAAGAGACCUGUCAGUGCUUUCAAGGUCACCUACACCCACACUAAGGAAGGUGAGCCGGUGUCUGUGUCCGUGGACUCCAGCAAUUCCUCUCUCGGCCUAUCACAGCUCUCUCCUGGCUCCUCUUACGAGGUCAACGUCAUCUCCAUCCUUGGACUGGAUGAGAGCGACCCCGUCAAAGACUCUGUCAUGACACUCCCUGACCCUGCUACAAACCUACAGGCCGUAAACAUCACAGACACCAAGGCCUUGUUGUUAUGGCGUCCAGCAUUGGCUGCCAUUGAUAAAUAUGCCAUUGUUUAUGGCUCGGGGAAAGAUGCAGCUUUGAGGAUCACAGUGUCUGGAAACGCAGCAGAGCAGCAGCUGAGUGGUUUGGAAGAAUCCACCACCUACACCGUCACCAUAACCAGCGAGCUGGGCAGCCUGCAGAGCCCAGCAGCCACCACCAGCUUCACCACCACCAGCGGCUCUGGGAAACUACGUGACCUCCAAGCAAGCCAGGUGACCCCUCGCACUGCCCUGUUGUCAUGGAAACCACCCUCAAAGCCUGUGGGGAGCUACAGGCUGACCUAUCAGACUGAAAGUCAAGAAAUGAAAGAAGUGAUUGUGGAUGCCACAGUAACAGAGUACAACCUGACCAGGCUUGAUCCUGGAUCCAAGUACACCGUUCAGCUACAGGCAGAGGGAGGAGAAGGCUCCACCAUCUCCACUGACUUCACCACUGGCACCAUGCAGUUCCCCUUCCCAAGUGACUGCUCCCAGGAGCUGAUGAACGGCAUCAGGAUAUCAGGCGUGGUGGAGAUUUUCCCACAGGGGAAGCUCGGGACGCCGAUGAAGGUUUACUGCGACAUGGAGACAGACGGAGGAGGCUGGACGGUCUUUCAGAGGAGGAAGGAUGGCUCUGUGGAUUUUUUCAGAGGUUGGAAGGAUUACGUCAAAGGAUUCGGAGAUCUGAGUGGAGAGUUCUGGAUGGGUCUUGACAGUAUACACAACCUCACAGCGACGACCAGGAUGAGUCUGCGUGUCGACCUGCGUGAUGGACAUGAGUCGGUGUUCGCCAAGUACUCAACUUUCGAGGUGGCCAAGAGGAACUACAGACUAACGGUGGGCGGAUACAGUGGCACUGCAGGCGACUCCCUCAGUUACCACAACAAUCGAAUCUUCUCCACCAAGGACCGUGACUCAGCGCCAUUCAUCACCCGCUGUGCCAUGUCAUACCGCGGCGGCUGGUGGUACAAGAACUGCCACGAGGCAAACCUCAACGGCCUGUAUGGCAUCGAUGUCAAACACCAGGGUGUGAUCUGGACCACCUGGAAAGGAAAAGAUUUCUCCAUCUCGUUCACUGAGAUGAAGAUGAGACCAGCAGCCUUCAGUCCUCCGACCAGAGGAUGAGAGGAUGAGAGAAGAUAAUGAACUGUUAAACACGUGUUGGACAGCAGCGAGGACAACAUGCGUGCAAACACACACACACACAUAGGAACACACACAUACACACACACAAGAUGAAGACGUAUUUUUUCAUUUGUAUAGAGGACAGUUAUCAGUAUGUUACUGUAGAUUGUACAGUUUUCAUGUUUUUAUCGUGUUUUUAAAGCGGGGCUGCUCCAACUUUCUCUAUAUUUAAAGGGUCAUUUCACCCCAAAUUACACAAAAUAUAAAGUAUUUCAGAUAACAUGCUGAUAUUUUAGAGAUAUCUGAACUUCUACCCCAAUAUAAUGUAUGAUGUAAACAUGGCUGUUUGCAGCACUUUUAUUGAUGUUUCUCUUCUUGCUGAUUCAGAGGUGAUUUUCUGUCUGUGCACGCAGGCUUUUCAUUGUUUUUGAUGUAAAUAAAAAUCAUACUAAAUGCCUCA
This is a messenger RNA of Thunnus maccoyii (southern bluefin tuna), 7512 nucleotides long. Its product is annotated as tenascin-like. Gene Ontology annotation, molecular function: protein binding. The record is from RefSeq and is a predicted model, not a curated record. The coding region runs from base 435 to 7052 and encodes 2205 amino acids. The transcript is spliced from 20 exons. NCBI's taxonomy places the organism in Eukaryota, Metazoa, Chordata, Actinopteri, Scombriformes, Scombridae.